AUGAAUGGGGCUGUAGAAGCAGCCAAUAAGAACAUCAAAAGGAUAUUGAGGAAGAUGAUGGACAACCACAAAGGUUGGCAUGAGAAAUUUCCAUACGCCUUGUUAGGAUACCACACAAUAGCCCCCACUUCAACAAGGGCAACUCCUUACUUGAUUGUUUAUAAUACCGAAGCCGUCAUACCCGCUGAGGUCGAGAUAUCUUCACUCAAAAUCAUUCAAGAGGCGAAGUUCGAUAAUGCAAAAUGGGCUAAAGCUCGAUAUGAACAACUGUCUUUAAUUGAUAGAAAAAGGAUGAUUACUGACGAGUACAAACGGAAGUUCGCCCCUAAUUGGAAAGGCCCCUACGUGGUUCGCAGAGUGCUCUCUGGAGGAGCAAUAGUGCUAGCAGAGAUGGACGGGCAAGAGUGGCCUAGGCCAAUCAACGUAGAUGCAAUCAAGCGGUACUAUGCCUGA
Molecule: messenger RNA, 453 nt
Organism: Lycium barbarum (goji berry)
Lineage: Eukaryota; Viridiplantae; Streptophyta; Magnoliopsida; Solanales; Solanaceae
Exons: 2
Coding region: 1-453 (150 amino acids)
Molecular function (GO): nucleic acid binding
Source: RefSeq, a predicted model, not a curated record